Centropristis striata (black sea bass) is the source of this 4568-nucleotide messenger RNA. Its product is annotated as receptor-type tyrosine-protein phosphatase H-like. The transcript has 23 exons. Gene Ontology annotation, biological process: protein dephosphorylation. The record is from RefSeq and is a predicted model, not a curated record. Bases 211 to 4329 code for a protein of 1372 amino acids. NCBI's taxonomy places the organism in Eukaryota, Metazoa, Chordata, Actinopteri, Perciformes, Serranidae. Gene Ontology annotation, molecular function: protein binding; protein tyrosine phosphatase activity.
GACACGGAGAAGAAUUAAAAGUCAACACCCCUGGAAUCAAGUUAAUAUUGGACUUCAUCUCUUCAGGCACGAAGGAAUUCUUUGCCAACCUCAAGUGUUGUUGUUUUUGUCAACACAGCCGUGGCAGAACUGAAAAUAGAAACUUGAAGUUUAUCUUGGGAUAACAAAGGACAUUUACAACUGUAUAGUAUGAGUGUAGCUUAAUAAACCAUGAUAAUGAAGCCAUUAUCUUUCAAAAUCAACUCAGACCACUUUCUGCUGUGUGUCUUCCUGAGUCUACUAUGGGGUGUCGCUGAAACCAAGACAACAGACACAAUGCCAACAUCAACAGGGACAAGUACACCAGAAGCAGAACCCACAACAACACCAUCCACCACUCCAUCGACAACCCUUCCAACAACACAGCCACCUCCUCUCAAUGCGAAAGAUUUCAAAUCAGUUGACCAAAAUGAGACCAGUAUAACUCUGCAGUGGAAAAACGUGGGUGACUUCUACAACUAUACACUUGAGUUCAGUGGAGGACAGAUAAACAUCGCUGGAUCAGAGGCAGACCUCAUUACACGCAUAGUCCCAGAUCUCAUUCACACGACACAAUACAACUUCACUCUCUUCACUGUGCGUGGAACUGCCAGUAGCGUCGGAGUAAACACCACUGCAUAUACUGCUCCACCUAAUGCAGAAGGUUUCAAAUCAGUUGACCAAAAUGAGACCAGUAUAACUCUGCAGUGGAAAAACGUGGAUAAAGUCUCCAACUAUAGACUUGUGUUCAAUGAAACGGAGAUUGAUGUCCCUGCAUCAGAGGGAGAACAAAAUUCUACCUACACAGUCUUAAACCUCACUAGUGGGACUAAAUAUGACUUCACUCUCUACAGUCUGUUUGAAAAUGUCCAAAGCAGCGGAGAAAAACUCUCUGCAGUCACGGCUCCACCUAAUGCAGAAGGUUUCCAAAAAGCUGACCAAAGUGAGACCAGUAUAACUCUGCAGUGGAAAAAAGUGGAUAAAGUCUCCAACUAUAGACUUGUGUUCAAUGAAACGGAGAUUGAUGUCCCUGCAUCGGAGGUUGAUCCAGUGAAACACACAAUCCUAAAUCUCACGACUACGACACAAUACAACUUCACUCUCUUCAGUGUGUAUGAAAAUGUCCGUAGCGACGGAGUAAACACCACUGCAUAUACUGCUCCGCCUGAAGCAGAAGGUUUCCAAAAAGCUGACCAAAGUGAGACCAGUAUAACUCUGCAGUGGAAAAAAGUGGAUAAAGUCUCCAACUAUAGACUAGUGUUCAAUGGAAAGGAGAUUAAUGUCCCUGCAUCGGAGGUUGAUCCAGUGGAACACACAAUCCCAGGUCUCACGAAUACGACACAAUACGACUUCACUCUCUUCAGUGUGUAUGAAAAUGUCCGUAGCACCGGAGUAAACACCACUGCAUAUACUGCUCCGCCUAAUGCAGAAGGUUUCAAAUCAGUUGACCAAAAUGAGACCAGUAUAACUCUGCAGUGGAAAAAAGUGGAUAAAGUCUCCAACUAUAGACUUUUGCUCAAUGAAAAGGAGAUUGAUGUCAUUGCAUCAGAGGGAGAACAAAACCCUACCUACAGAGUCCCAAACCUCACUAGUGGGACUAAAUUCAACUUCACUCUCUACAGUCUGUUUGAAAAUGUCCAAAGCAGCGGAGAAAAACUCUCUGCAGUCACGGCUCCUCGUAACACAGAAGAGUUAAAAUCAAUCAAUCAAAGUGAGACCAGUAUAACUCUGCAGUGGAAAAAAGUGGAUAAAGUCUCCAACUAUAGACUUGUGUUCAAUGAAACGGAGAUUAAUGUCACUGCAUCAGAGGGAGAACAAAACAUUACCUACACAGUCUUAAACCUCACUAGUGGGACUAAAUUCAACUUCACUCUCUACAGUCUGUUUGAAAAUGUCCAAAGCAGCGGAGAAAAACUCUCUGCAGUCACGGCUCCUCGUAACACGGAAGAGUUAAAAUCAAUCAAUCAAAGUGAGACCAGUAUAACUCUGCAGUGGAAAAAAGUGGAUGACAUUCUCAGCUAUAGGCUCAUGUUCAAUGAAACGGAGAUUGAUGUCUCUGCAUCAGAGGGAGAACAAAACCCUACCUACACAGUCUUAAACCUCACUAGUGGGACUAAAUAUGACUUCACUCUCUACAGUCUGUUUGAAAAUGUCCAAAGCAGCGGAGAAAAACUCUCUGCAGUCACGGCUUCCAGAAACGUUAACAAUGUGACCGUGCUGAGACAGAAUGAGAGUAGUAUAACUCUGAUGUGGGACAAAGUUAACAACAUCUCAACAUACGUCCUACAGUAUGAUUACAAUGGAAGUUCCAUUGAGGUCACGUGCGACACAUUUUAUCACAAUGCGACAGUUACUCGUGUGGUCUCAUUGCUAAAUGCUGGGACAAAGUAUCGUUUCACUCUCAUCACUGUCUUUGAGAAAGUUAACAGCACUGGAUUCUCAUUUAACGCUGCGACUGUUCCCUCAAUGGUGGCUUCGGUCGAUGUGUCUGAACGCUCUUUAACCAGCAUAACCCUGACGUGGCCGGAUGUGAGAGAAGACUGGGACUACCGUCUCCAACUUAAUGGGGAAAAUGUGGACCCUCCCCCAGAGAGAACCACGGGUGUUGUGUCCUACGCUAUCAAGUCUCUCCAGCCUGGAACAGAAUACCGUUUUAACGUGGCCACACUGUUCUCUGGACUCGAGAGCGCUGCUUAUGAAGACUUUACAGUAACACGAAUAGACUGUUCCAGUGCAACCUGGCGUGUCACCACCUCAUCGAUCCACGGCAUAAUAGAAGGCUUGUUCUCAAAUGCAAAGACCACUAACGGAUCGCAGCCUCUUGAUGGUCAUGUGGAAGGUGGCAAUGUGUCUUUUACUGGCCUUUACCCUGGUGCGACCUAUAAUGUGUCUCUUGUGUAUGAAAAAGAGUCCCAAAGUUUUUCACAGUGUAUCCACGACCUGACAAUAAUGCCUCCAGCUUUAACUGCUAAAUGUGAGUAUUCGGGAGCUGGCUACGCUGUCUUUAUUGUCUGGAAAGAACGGGAACCUGGUAUGUGGACUUCAGUGGAGCUGAACGUGUCUGAUCAAUCUACGGAAAUCAAAGGAGAUCAAACUGAGAAGCGUCAUGAAACGAUAAUUGGAUUCCUACCUGCCAGAACAUAUCAGGUGUCUUUGGUUGCAGUGUCUGGGACUGUAAAGAAUUCUGAACCAUUUGUUUUUUCCUGUCUUACUGAUCCCAGGGGAGUCAUUGCAGGGUCAGUAUGUGCUGUUCUGCUUUUUCUUCUCCUGGUCCUGGCUGUCUUCAUUGUUAUUAAAAAAAGACCAGAUAUUUUCAGCCAAAAAAAAUCAUUCAUUAGUGGUUCCAGACAAUCCAAAACUAAGUGCAAACCUAUUUCUGAGUCAAAGUUUCCAGCCCACUUCCACCAAUUAGGCGCGGACGAGAACAGAGGUUUCACUGAGGAAUAUGAGAGCCUCGUUUCUGUUGGCACGGAGCAAACACGAAAGGCAGCUACUCUACCUGAGAACAAAGCCAGGAAUCGUUUCAACAAUGUCCUGCCCUACGACUGGUGUCGGGUGAAGCUAGCGACAUCCAAUCCUGAUGGAACCUCUGACUAUAUCAAUGCCAGUUACAUGCCAGGCUACAACAGCAGCAGAGAGUACAUCGCCACUCAGGGCCCUCUGCCCACCACAGUCAAUGAUUUCUGGACAAUGAUCUGGGAACAAAAAAUAAAAGGGAUUGUAAUGGUAACAAACUGCAACGAGGGAGGACGGGUUAAGUGUGAACGAUACUGGCCUGCAGACAAGCCUUGCUCUUAUGGAGAGCUGGUGGUCACUUUGAGAUCCGAGCAGCAGGAACCCGACUGGACGUUGAGGGAGUUCAGGGUGAAACAUAGGAACAACUCAGAGGAGCGCACAGUGAAACAUUUUCACUUCACUGCUUGGCCUGACCAUGGAGUCCCACAGGGCACACAAGUCCUGAUCCAGUUCAGAAGCCUAGUGAGACGCCACAUAAAUGCAGAGGGGGGCGGAGCACCAACUGUGGUCCACUGCAGUGCUGGAGUGGGGAGGACGGGCACGAUCAUUUCCCUGGACGUGUUGCUUCAGCAGCUAGAGAAGGAAAGAACAGUGGGAAUCAAAGGCUUUGUGCACAAGAUGAGACUGAGCCGGCCAUACAUGGUGCAGACAGAGUCCCAGUACGUUUUCCUGCACCAAUGCAUCAUGGACUGCCUGCAGCAGAAAGAGAACGUCGAGGAGAACAUAUACGAGAAUGCGGAGAUGAUAUACGAGAAUGCUACCGCUCUGCGAGAGCUUCGCAACACAAAUGUCUAAACUAACCAAAAUGAUUAGUCUUUUAUGCACUGGAUUAAAAACUAAUUCUAUAGUCUAAAUGCUGUAUUUUGUUUUAAACUGUAAAUAUGAAAAACAUGCAUUUCAUAUAUUUACUGUAAAUGCUUAGCACUCUUCAGAUUUUAUUUAAGUUGUAUAUUUUGGUUCUUUUUAUCUGCCAAAUGUGUAAUCAUCUUAUUAUUAUUAUUAUUAUUAUUACUGUCAUGCAACACUCCAGAUGA